AUGAGUGGAGAGAGAUCCAGCGGCAAGGAGCACCGGAGGCCGAGCAGCUGUAGCAGAGCACAGUACACUCGUAACUGCCAGCGAUUAACAGCAAACUCUUUCGCUUUCGUGGGAACAGGAAGGAGAGAAGCGCAUUUUCAGUCCUUUAAUCCCCGUAGAUUCUCAUUUCUCAAUGGACUCACCACCAUCUCAGUCAUCCCUACCCCAGUCGUCCCCAUCCCAGUCAUCCCCAUCCCAGUCAUCCCCAUCCCAGUCGUCCCCAUCCCAGUCAUCCCCAUCCCAGUCAUCCCCAUCCCAGUCAUCCCCACCCCAGUCGUCCCCAUCCCAGUCAUCCCCAUCCCAGUCAUCCCCACCUCAGUCAUCCCCACCCCAGUCAUCCCUAACCCAAUCAUCCCCAACCCAAUCAUCCCCAACCCAGUCAUUCCCACCCAGUCAUCCCCACCCCAGUCAUCCCCAACCCAGUCAUCCCCAUCCCAGUCAUCCCCACCCCAGUCAUCCCCACCCCAAUCAUCCCCAACUCAGUCAUCCCCACCAAGUCAUCCCCACCCAGUCAUCCCUACCUCAGUCACCCCCACACCAGUCAUCCACAUCUCAGUCAUCCCCACCUCAGUCAUCCCCAACCCAGUCAUCCCCACCCUAGUCAUUCCCACCCAGUCAUCCCCACCAUAUUCAUCCCCUCCCCAGUCAUCCCCACCUCAGUCACCCUCACCCCAGUCAUUCCCACCUCAGUCAUCCCCAUCCCAGUCAUCCCCACCUCAGUCAUCUCCAACCCAUCAUUCCCACCCAGUCAUCCCCACCCCAGUCAUCCCCAACCCAGUCAUCCCCACCCCAGUCAUCCCCACCCCAGUCAUCCCCAACCCAAUCAUCCCCACCCCAUUCAUCCCCAUCCCAAUCAUCCCCACCCAGUCAUCCCCACCCCAGUCAUCCCCACCCCAGUCAUCCCCAACCCAGUCAUCCCCACCCCAGUCAUCCCCACCCCAGUCAUCCCCAACCCAGUCAUCCCCACCCCGGUCAUCCCCACCCCAGUCAUCCCCACCCCAGUCAUCCCCAACCCAGUCAUCCCCACCCCAGUCAUCCCCAACCCAGUCAUCCCCACCCCAGUCAUCCCUACCCCAGUCAUCCCCAACCCAGUCAUCCCCACCCCGGUCAUCCCCAACCCAGUCAUCCCCACCCCAGUCAUCCCCACCCCAGUCAUCCCCAACCCAAUCAUCCCCACCCCAGUCAUCCCCAUCCCAAUCAUCCCCACCCAGUCAUUCCCACCCAGUCAUCCCCACCCAGUCAUCCCUACCUCAGUCAUCCCCACCCAGUCAUUCCCACCCAGUCAUCCCUACCUCAGUCACCCCCACACCAGUCAUCCACAUCUUAGUCAUCCCUACCCCAGUCAUCCCCAACCCAGCCAUCCCCACCUCAUUCACCCCCAUCCCAAUCAUCCCCACCCCAGUCAUCCCCAUCCCAAUCAUCCCCACCUCAGUCAUCCCCAACCCAAUCAUCCCCAACCCAGUCAUCCCCAUCCCAAUCAUCUCCAACCCAGUCAUCCCCAUCCCAAUCAUCCCCACCCCGGUCAUCCCCAUCCCAAUCAUCCCCACCUCAGUCAUCCCCAACCCAAUCAUCCCCAACCCAGUCAUCCCCAUCCCAAUCAUCUCCAACCCAGUCAUCCCCAUCCCAAUCAUCCCCACCCCGGUCAUCCCCAACCCAGUCAUCCCCAUCCCAAUCAUCCCCAACCCAGUCAUCCCCAACCCAGUCAUCCCCAACCCAGUCAUCCCCAUCCCAAUCAUCCCCACACCAGUCACCCCCACCCCAGUCAUCCCCAACCCAGUCAUCACCACGCCAGAACCGAUGCCAUGA
Messenger RNA from Penaeus chinensis, 1845 nucleotides. RefSeq names its product proline-rich extensin-like protein EPR1. The record is from RefSeq and is a predicted model, not a curated record. The transcript is spliced from 3 exons. NCBI's taxonomy places the organism in Eukaryota, Metazoa, Arthropoda, Malacostraca, Decapoda, Penaeidae. Bases 1 to 1845 code for a protein of 614 amino acids.